Molecule: messenger RNA, 573 nt
Organism: Pyricularia grisea
Lineage: Eukaryota; Fungi; Ascomycota; Sordariomycetes; Magnaporthales; Pyriculariaceae
Exons: 3
Coding region: 1-573 (190 amino acids)
Biological process (GO): protein folding in endoplasmic reticulum
Cellular component (GO): EMC complex
Source: RefSeq, a predicted model, not a curated record
AUGUCGCAAUUGGACAAGAACCCAAGCGGGGCCCCGAGAUGGGUUGCCGAGCUACAGUCACCCGUGACGCCCCGAACAAAAAGCGGAAACAUUGCUGACCCCCCGGGAUUCCCGUCACAAUCUGGCGGCAACUCCAAGAAACGCGAUGCCGCGGCCAAGGAUGGCAGCAAACCAGCGACUACGCAGACCCCGGAGGAGAUGGACACGCUCAAGGUGAAGAAGGCGUGGGAGGUGGCGCUGGCGCCGAUAAAGAGCCUGCCGAUGACCUUCUUCAUGAUGUACAUGUCGGGCAACUCGCUGCAGAUCUUCACCAUCAUGACGGUCUUCAUGGCGUUCAAGAACCCCAUCGUCGGCGUCCUCGGCACCGCACAGGCCUUUGAGCGCUUCGAGACCGAGUCGAACCGCGCCCAGAUGCUGCAGGUAAAGCUGGCGUAUGUGGCGAUGCAGAUUGCGGCGCUGGGUUUGGCUCUGUGGAAGGUCAAUGCGAUGGGGCUGUUGCCGACGACGAGAUCGGACUGGCUGGCUUGGGAGGCUCAGAGAGAGCCGCUGGAAUAUGCGCUUCCUGCAUUAUGA